UUUAUAGCAACCGUUGCUCUGCGCUGCAGCGCCAUAGUCACCGUAGUCCUGGCGACUGUAACCCACCAACAAUAACAACAACAACCACCUCCUCUCCGCUCCAUCCUUACCAGCGCCUUCCUCCCAUCCUCAUCCUCACACUUGUCCAGGCGCCAUGCAGACCCCAGAGGCAGGCGCUGACUCCGCGUCCACCGUACCCCUUCAGACCAGCGUGCCUGUGCAGCCUGCGGUCAGUGCGCAGCAGGUGGCAUCUCAGGUGCCCGUCCAGCAACAGGCGCAGACUGUUCAACAGGUCCAGCAUGUGUACCAAGCACAGGUGCAAUAUGUUCAGGAGGAAAACAGCGGCGUUUACACUAACGGAACCAUACGGACAUAUUCAUACUCGGAACCGCAGCUGUACAACCAGAACAGCGGCGGGAACUACUUUGAUACGCAAGGCAGCUCGGCUCAGGUGAGCACUGUGGUGACGACUCACAGUAUGGACAACGGCAACGGGAACGGCGGUCUGGCCAUGGGCCUAUCUGGAGGCCAAAUCAUCAGCAGCUCAGGAGCUUAUCUGAUUGGAGGAAACUCCAUGGAUGGCUCCACCCCUCACACUCAGACAACUAGAGCCUCCCCCGCCACGAUUGAAAUGGCGAUUGAGACGCUCCAAAAGUCUGAAGGUUUAUCCAGUCAGAGAAGUUCGCUGCUCAACAGCCAUCUUCAGUGGCUGCUGGAUAAUUACGAGACAGCAGAGGGCGUGAGUCUGCCCCGCUCCACCCUCUACAGUCACUACCUGCGCCACUGUCAGGAGCAGAAACUGGACCCUGUCAAUGCUGCGUCUUUCGGGAAACUCAUCCGCUCCAUCUUCAUGGGGUUGCGCACCCGCCGCUUGGGCACCCGAGGGAACUCUAAGUACCACUAUUACGGGAUCCGUGUGAAGCCGGACUCUCCUCUGAACCGGUUACAGGAGGACAUGCAGUACAUGGCACUGAGACAGCAGCCCGUCCAACAGAAGCACAGAUUCAAGCCAGUGCACAAGAUGGAUGGUGUUUCAGUGGAGAGCUUUUCCAGUUGUGGUCAGCACACGCCCAACAUUGCAGAGCAGACGUUCAUCGCUCAAAGCCAGCAACAUCAGCAGUUCUUGGAUGCCUCCAGAGCUCUGCCAGAGUUUGUUGAACUUGACCUCGGAGAGUCUGUGGAAGGUGUCGGCCCAGAGGACGUCAAAGCCCUUCAGACACUGUACAAAGAACACUGCGAGGCCAUUUUGGACGUGGUAAUAAACCUUCAGUUCAAUCUGAUUGAGAACUUGUGGCAGACUUUCUGGCGCUAUUCUACCUCCAACUCUGUAGAGAGUGUCACCAUCACAGAAAACAGUGGGAUGAGCGAGAUCGAGGGCCGUCUGCCACAGGCCAGACUAGUUCUGCUCUGCCAGAAUGAGGCGGUGCUGAAGUGGAUGAACACCUGUGAUCACCUGAUGUAUCAGGCCCUCGUGGAGAUCCUCAUCCCUGACGUUCUGAGACCCAUUCCUAGUGCCUUGACUCAAGCCAUCCGUAAUUUUGCCAAAAGCCUUGAGGGCUGGCUCACCAACGCCAUGAGCAGCAUUCCCCAGAGGAUGAUCCAGACCAAGGUUGCCGCUGUUAGUGCCUUUGCUCAGACCCUCCGCAGAUACACGUCUCUGAAUCAUCUGGCGCAAGCAGCUCGUGCAGUCCUGCAGAACACCUCCCAGAUCAACCAGAUGCUCAGUGAUCUCAACCGCGUUGACUUUGCCAAUGUGCAGGAGCAGGCCUCGUGGGUGUGCCAGUGUGAAGAGGGGGUUGUCCAGCGUCUCGAGCAGGAUUUCAAGGCCACCCUCCAGCAGCAGAGCUCGUUGGAACAGUGGGCAGCUUGGCUGGACAAUGUGGUCUCUCAAGUUCUCAAACCGUAUGAGGAUAAACCAAGCCUCCCCAAAGCUGCACGCCAGUUCCUGCUCAAGUGGUCUUUCUACAGCUCUAUGGUCAUCAGAGAUUUGACCCUUCGGAGCGCUGCAAGUUUUGGCUCUUUCCACUUGAUCCGGCUGCUGUAUGAUGAGUAUAUGUUCUACCUGGUUGAACACCGUGUCGCCCAGGCAACGGGAGAGACGCCCAUUGGAGUUAUGGGAGAGUUUCAGGACCUGAAUACCAUGUCACCUGCCAACAUUGACAAAGACGAGGUGAGCGAGAUGGACAGCGAUCUGGAUGAGGAAAUAGAGGAGUCCGACGAGCCGCUCGCCAAGCGGGAGAAGGCGGAGAUGGAGGUGAUCCAGGUGCUGCAGGUGGGAGCGAUGGAGGAUGGUAGCAGCGCGGUGGUGGGCGUGGUUCAGCCCAAUAUGCUCGGCUCUUUGCCCCACACUCCUGGAAAUCACAGCGAACACAUCCUCAGCUCGACCGGAACCAGCACUAUCCGCCACUGCGGCAGCGUGGGAAACACAUACGCCUCGGUGUGAGGCCAUCCGCUUCUCUCUUUUCCUCUUUCUGUGCUAUCUGUCUCUCACUACCAUCUCUCUGUGUGUCUCAGAGACAUCCCAUCUUAUCCACCAGGACGAUAGCACCGUGGUUUACAUCACAGAGACAGGAUGAUGAUGCAUAGCUGCUUUCUGUUCAAGCCCUACAGUGGGGUCAUCUGCAAAGUUCCGAUGAACAUAUCCUGAAGUAAAUCAACUUUAGGAUGUGACGAGAUGUUGAUUGUAAAGUUGAACGCCCUGAUGUUAAUAGGAAACUCUUUUUUUUUUUUUUGGAUGACCCAGAACUCAAAUGGCCACUGGUUCCCCAAGGGAAACUUACACAUUGAUUGAUUCUGGAAAAUACCAUUUGCCUAGUUAUAAAUAUCACUUCUUUAUUGUAUAAUUGUACUGGUCAUUGUUUACAGUUUUGUUUAGAACACGUAAUUGGCCAAAUGUUGCUUGCUGUUGAACUGUUUGCUGUUUGGUUAGGGAGUGGAAAGUCUCGCUGUGUAACUGUGCUGCUAUAAUCGAAGCAGGCUAGACAACCGUACUGAACAUAAUGAGCUUGCCUUUUCACCUUCUGUACUUCUGCAGUCUAAGUGUUUCCAAUUGCCUUCUUUUGGUAGAUUUAGUUGUUUGGUAGCUUAAAGGAGUUUUUUUGUCAUUGUACAUAUAUGCUGCAUGUACGAACUGCAUUUUCGGUCUUGGAAACUAUUUUCUUUUUUUACGAUUGGACCAAAAACACAGGAGUGAGAAACAACUGGCUGUCCUGGGCCAUUUCGAAGCUUUGUUGCCUCUCACACCUGUGCGAUAUUGCAGAACAGAGUGAAUGUCAGGGAUUUUAUGUACCUCGGGUUCAUCUUAGUGCCUUAAGCCAAACAACAGCUUUUCAUUUCACAGGUGAUGCAAGAAGGUCAUUCUGUUUGUACUGAAAACCACACCACCAGAGAAUAUUCAUAAUCCCGCGUAGACAUCUGGCACCAGAUGUAUCGCGGUGGACAUGUGGCUGGAUUUGUGGUCUGAUAUCAAUGGUGGCUACCGUCUGAGCGCUUGCAUUAAAAUUCAAGAUUGUGGUUUCGUUUGCGCUAUAACGUGCAUCUGUUGCUGAAUUACUGCUCCCUAUCCACCGUCAAGGCCUGUUCCUGUCCUGCGCCUCUUCAGUUAGGUGAAGGCUGUGUGUAUGUUUGUGUGUGUACGAGAGCUUGAAUUUGGCCGAGGUGUUUGUCGUUUGAUUGUGUGUGUACCUUGUCACCCUACCUCACACCGGCACUGCCGGUCUUUGACACAAAAAGUCCCGAUGUCUGGAAUUGUGUCUUGUUUUUUGCUAGCCCUGAUCACGUUCUGAAGUUGUCAUAUGACUCUACUUAUUUCAAUUCCCAUUGGCUGUUUCCCCCUCCCAACCACAAAAGUGAAUAUUUGCACGUUGGACCAAAAGUUGAUAUGCUAGGACUUAAAGGAAUAUUCCGGGUUCAAUACAAGUUCAAUCUACAGCAUUUGUGGCAUAAUGUUGAUUACCAAAAAAAAAGCAAAAAUCUGGGUUACAUGGCUGAAACCGUUGUGCAAGAUGACAACUAAAAAAAGUGAGUAAAAGAUAUUAUAUCCAUGUUUUGAAUCACAAUACACUGGUGGCCAAAAAGUUUGGAAUAAUGUACAGAUUUUGCAGUUUCGGAAGAAAAUUGGUGCUUUAAUUCACCAAAGUGGCAUUCAGCUGAUCACAAAGUAUAGUCAGGACAUUACUGAUGUAACAGCACCAUCACUAUUUGAAAAAAGUCAUUUUUGAUCAAAUCUAGACAGCAGCCGUCACUCCAUCACCUUAUCCUUGAGUAAUCAUGCUAAAUUGAUCAUUUGGUACUAGAAUAUCACUUGCCAUUAUAUCAAUCACUGCUGAAAGAUAUUUGGUUCAUUAAAUGAAGCUUAACAUUGUCUUUGUGUUUGUUUUUGAGUUGCCACAGUAUGCAAUAGACUGGCAUGUCUUAAGGUCAAUAUUAGGACAAAAAUGGCACAAAAGAAACAGCUUUCUCUAGAAACUCAUCAGUCAAUCAUUGUUUUGAGGAAUGAAGGUUAUACAAUGCUUGAAACUGCCAAAAAACUGAAGAUGUGUACACUACAUUCUUCAAAGACAAAGGACAACUGGCUCUAACAAGGACAGAAAGAGAUGUGGAAGACCAGAUGUACAACUAAACAAGAGGAUAAGUACAUCAGAGUCUCUAGUUUGAGAAAUAGACGCCUCACAUGUCCUCAGCUGACAGCUUCAUUGAAUUCUACCCGCUCAACACCAGUUUCAUGUACAACAGUAAAGAGAAGACUCAGGGGUGCAGGCCUUAUGGGAAGAAUUGCAAAGAAAAAGACACUUUUGAAACAGAAAAACAAAAAGAAAAGGUUGGAGUGGGCAAAGAAACACAGACAUUGGACAACAGAUAAUUGGAAAAGAGUGUUCUGGAUCUUAACCCCAUUGAGCUUUUGUGGGAUCAGCUAGACUGUAAGGUGCGUGAGAAGUGCCCGACAAGACAGACACAUCUAUGACAAGUGCUACAGGAAGUGUGGGGUGAAAUGUCACCACAAUCUUCUGAAAAUGGAUUUGGUCAAUGUUUAGAAGUACACUAGCUUAUACCGUAUAUAGAUAUGGACUAAAAGCAGCAUAACUUUAAUUUUGAUUUCACAAAGUCCCCAUUGACUUCCAUUGUAAGUGUCUCACUGUAACUCAGAUUUUUGCUUUUUUUUUAAAGAAUCAGAGGGACGUGGUGAUCAACAUUAUGCCGCAAAUGCUGUCGAUCAAGCUUAACUUGUAUUGAACCCGGAAUAUUCCUUUAAAUAUCUUUAUAGAUAUAGAAAUAUGGCAAUGAAAAUAAUUCAUGCAUUUGUCCUGUAUAUAGCUUACAGUCAGGGGUGGAGAUUCAUUUGGUAAUAGAUAGCUUGUUGUUUGUUUUGCUUUUUAAUAAUUGUGAAACGGGGAUGAGGAGGUUAACUCUGUGGAUUGGAGAUAACAGCACCCACUAGUUUAUGGAUAAAAUCGGUUAUUUGGUUUCACUCUGGUAGGAAGUGCUGACUACCUUCUAGACCUUUUUUUUGUUGUUGUUGUUGUUGUUGUUGUUGUACUUGACCCUAUAUUGACUGCUCUCUUAUUAUGGAAAACACUGGAAAAUUGUAGUUAGAAACAGUAUUGCAUAAUUGUCUUUACUACUGACAUUUAUGACAUUUAUUUAAAACCUUUUUUGUUUGUUUUCCCAAUUCCAAUGUGCGCAGAGGCUGUUUGAUGUAUGUUUUAUUCAUCUUUUUUUUUUUUUUUUUUACUGAAAAUGUAUAAUCGUAAUUUUUAUGUGAGGGGAAAUUGAGAGAUAUGAAUCUGUCCAUUAAAAUAUCUCCAUUGAUGAUUUUGAAAUAAUAGGGAUAGAACUUUAAAAGGAAACCCCAUCCUGAUCAUUGCUGAGAGAUUGUCCGAGACAUCCGUGUCCUUGUAACUGAUCAUCAUGAUUGAUUAUAUUUAAGUGUGCAAUCUGUGAGACGUACUGGAACAUGUUUAAUGACCAGUUACUAAAGAUGUCCUACAGCUGAAGAAUUGCAAGAUUAUGUGAUUGACCUGUAAUUGUUUUGUCACUCCCACCUAGAUUUGAGUUGACUGCGUUUUAGAGGUUUUCAGGUGGGUUUCCUACAGAAGAACUUGUGUGUUUUAUUUUUUUCUUCUUUCUUUGAUUUUUCGUGCCUGAACUACAGACAGCUCUUCACUAUUGGAUGGUUUGUUAGAUGUCUUGAUCUCGUGUGAUGACACCUACUCAAAGUGCUUUUGGUCUUGCAUGCCUUUUCUUGUGCUGCUAGAAUAUCAUGAUUUUUCUCCUCCGUUUCUUUUGGACAACAUGCCAGUGAGUAUAGAAGAGUUCAGUGUGUUCAUUUUAAACCACAUGCCUGUUUCUAAUCUCAAACUUUGCCAAAAUACAGUUAAAAAUUCAUCUUUUGAUUUGACAAGCCUUGCUCAAUCAUGUGGGGACACCUGUAGUUGUAUGUUGUACCAAGACACUACAUUUGGCUCGGCCAUUUUUAAAUUGAACCUUCGCAACCUUACUCUGGAUAUCAAUGCAAACUUGCCCUUCUUCUGAUAUCAGCAUAUCAACCCCUAAGACUGCAGAGGAGCGUGAAGGCAGCUUCACUGACAAAAGUCUUCAGUGCCUUUGAUUUCACUACGACCUCCAGAACCAGAACAAGCCAACGGACAGACGGAGCUUCAGAGUCUCCUAAAGCCGCCACACUCACCUAUGACACAUAUGCACAGACCCGUUUAAAGGCACCCAAACUUCAAACUGCUGAUGAAGUGAUGACAUGAACAGAACUGUAUUGGGAUUUCGCCAAUAAAAGCACUGCACUAUCAUUGUCAUCAUGAUUUAUUUCCGUUCUAUUGUACGUAGAGUGACAUGCUUGAUUUUUAUGUUGCCUUUUUUUGGGGGGGGGGUUGCUUUUGGAAUAUUUUAAGUGCCAUUUGACGGUUUACGUAGUGAGUCGUGGCCUGCUGUAGCGCGUUCAAAUGCAAGCACAAGCAUCGUGGUACUCUUGGGGAAAACUCUCAGAACUGAAGUCCUAGAUGUAAAUAUUGAGAUAAAAUGGAAGGAUAUUUAUUUUCAGUCCCUUUGAGCAGUUUAUUGACAGAUUUGUUUGAAAGUGUAUAUUGUGAUGAUUUUUCUUUUCCCACCCCCCUCCCCACCCCUUUAUCGUUUUGGAUGAUGUACCUUUACAUAUACAGUACAUAUGUAUUUUUUUUCCCUCUUUUUGUGUGUUGUUCCAAUUUACCUCUUAGUAAAUUAUAUCCUCUGAAAAUUGGUAAAAGCUAACUAAUAAGUGUAGAGUGAUUUGUAUUGUGUAUUUUACAUGAAGGAUAACAAAACCGGGGAACUUUUAUAUUUAUAAGAUUAUAUAUUAACAUUUAGUGUGUCAACAUGAGGAAAAUAUAGAAAUUAUCCAGGACACAUGUAGUUUGUUUUUUCUGAAUAUUUCAGACUUGAGCUCAGGCUAGCUUAUUAGUGUUGUUUUCUUAAAUUUGUGGCUUGUCUUUCAAUUAAUAAACCUUUUUCUUGUUGAAACAAGA
Molecule: messenger RNA, 7511 nt
Organism: Myxocyprinus asiaticus (Chinese sucker)
Lineage: Eukaryota; Metazoa; Chordata; Actinopteri; Cypriniformes; Catostomidae
Product: transcription factor RFX3-like
Exons: 17
Coding region: 155-2443 (762 amino acids)
Biological process (GO): regulation of transcription by RNA polymerase II
Cellular component (GO): nucleus
Molecular function (GO): RNA polymerase II cis-regulatory region sequence-specific DNA binding; DNA-binding transcription factor activity, RNA polymerase II-specific
Source: RefSeq, a predicted model, not a curated record